AUGCUGUCCCUCUGCCUCGUGGCCGCGCUGCUGCUGGCCGCUGGGCCCGGGCCGAGCCUGGGCGACGAAGCCAUCCACUGCCCGCCCUGCUCCGAGGAGAAGCUGGCGCGCUGCCGCCCCCCCGUGGGCUGCGAGGAGCUGGUGCGAGAGCCGGGCUGCGGCUGUUGCGCCACUUGCGCCCUGGGCAAGGGGAUGCCCUGUGGGGUGUACACCCCCCGCUGCGGCUCCGGCCUGCGCUGCUACCCGCCCCGAGGCGUGGAGAAGCCCCUGCACACGCUGGUGCACGGACAAGGCGUGUGCAUGGAGCUGGCAGAGAUCGAGGCCAUCCAGGAAAGCCUGCAGCCCUCUGACAAGGAUGAGGGUGACCACCCCAACAACAGCUUCAGCCCCUGCAGCGCCCACGACCGCAAGUGCCUGCAGAAGCACUUGGCCAAAAUUCGAGACCGGAGCACCAGUGGGGGCAAGAUGAAGGUCAUCGGGGCGCCCCGAGAGGAAGUCCGGCCUGUGCCCCAGGGCUCCUGCCAGAGUGAGCUGCACCGGGCGCUGGAGCGGCUGGCCGCCUCACAGAGCCGCACCCACGAAGACCUUUACAUCAUUCCCAUCCCCAACUGCGACCGCAAUGGCAACUUCCACCCCAAGCAGUGCCACCCGGCCCUGGAUGGGCAGCGCGGCAAGUGCUGGUGUGUGGACCGGAAGACGGGAGUGAAGCUUCCGGGGGGCCUGGAGCCGAAGGGGGAGCUGGACUGCCACCAGUUGGCUGACAGCUUCCGAGAGUGA
Molecule: messenger RNA, 777 nt
Organism: Capra hircus (goat)
Lineage: Eukaryota; Metazoa; Chordata; Mammalia; Artiodactyla; Bovidae
Gene: IGFBP4
Product: insulin like growth factor binding protein 4
Biological process (GO): regulation of insulin-like growth factor receptor signaling pathway
Cellular component (GO): extracellular region
Molecular function (GO): insulin-like growth factor II binding; insulin-like growth factor I binding
Source: RefSeq, marked provisional